CUUGGACUCUUGUGCAAAAGUCCACGUUCCACACAACUCCAAAAGACUUCUGUUCCUUUUCAUUUUUCUUCACAACACAGUACUUUCUACUUAUUAGCUCUGUAACGUUUAGACAAUUUUUAGGAUUCUACUUUUCUUGAGCAUAAAGAGUUCAAUUUUCAGUUCUCUUCUGCUGAAAACUCUAAAAUUAUGGGUGUAGAAUACAGCUGGAAGAGUGGACAGAUUCCGGCAUUUGGUGACUGGGACAAGGCGAAUGAGCUUCCAAUUACUCAGUAUUUCGAGUGUGCAAGGCAGGCGGGGCUGAGGCGGUGCAGCUGUUCGGCGGAAUGCAUUUCGUAUGGUGGUUCUUGGGGCUGCGCCGCCACUGAUCUUUACUCUGCUGAGUAUGAGAAACCUCCGUUUCGGGCUGUUUAUGGUGUUCCUCCACGAAAGACAAGGGGAAAUACCAAGCGCUAUGCAGAUAUCAUGGAAAAGAGAAAGCAAGUUAAGGCGCGGGAGGCAAUCGAGCAGCAGAGAAGUCGGCCUUUGUCUCAGAAGCAUAUUAUGAAGUCUGCAGAAUUUAUCCCUCGACAAUCCAUUACUUCUGCAAAACCAGUUGACGAAGAUCUUUACAAAAUUCCUCCCGAUCUUCUUCACAAGACCAAGCGCAAGAAAAAGUUGGGAUUCUUUUCCCGGUGCAUUGUUCCCCCUUGUGCAACAUGAUUUCGAAUGCAAGAAAUCAUAUUGAAUGGAUGUUCAUUUUUGUAUAUUCGCAAAUCUUGUGGAUGCAUUCAGUAUGACUAUCAGGAUAGUGAUUUUGAUCAGGUAACAUGAACUUCUAAUGGCAUCUCUGUUUAUUGAUACGACGACUGAAUUGAAUUUAUCAUGAUAUCAAUGCAGUUAAUUUAGGUAGAAUAGUCUUAUAUUUCCAUC
Olea europaea var. sylvestris is the source of this 912-nucleotide messenger RNA. RefSeq lists its product as uncharacterized. The coding region runs from base 190 to 702 and encodes 170 amino acids. Lineage: Eukaryota; Viridiplantae; Streptophyta; Magnoliopsida; Lamiales; Oleaceae. The record is from RefSeq and is a predicted model, not a curated record. The transcript has 4 exons.